AUGGCGGUGUUCUGGUCGUGGAACAAUCUCGGCCCGCUACGCUGGUCGUAUGUUGCUAAGCCGUGUUUGGCGGGAACCGCCAACUCGCCUACUUUCCGGACGUGUCGUACCGAUGGUGACCUUGGGGACGAGUCACUCUCUGCACAUCUGGGCGGGCGCGUCCUGACACUGCGGCUGGAGGAAUCUACAAAUCAAAUGAAGUAUGUGGUGCGUUCCCGGACCAUUAUCGACCGCCCCUUCCAAAACCGAUUGGAUCGUCCACCAAGGGCGAGCUUUCUUGUGCUUUUGUAUGACCAAACCUUGAUUACGGGUUCGAAAACUUAG
Messenger RNA from Opisthorchis viverrini, 324 nucleotides. RefSeq lists its product as hypothetical. The transcript has 2 exons. Bases 1 to 324 code for a protein of 107 amino acids. The record is from RefSeq and is a predicted model, not a curated record. Lineage: Eukaryota; Metazoa; Platyhelminthes; Trematoda; Opisthorchiida; Opisthorchiidae.